AUGAUAGAAACAAACACCGACCUGAGCAGGAAGCGGAUAAAACUAAAACGUCUUCAAGAUAGGGUAAGAGAGCGUUAUAGCAAAGCUUGAUUUCAUAAAUUAAAAUCGUGUGUAACUGUUGCCAGCAUUUAUUUACUUAUAUGUUAUGGUGUAAUUUUGAUUUUCCUUUGUUUCAAUUAUGGCCAUUACCAUUUAAUAACAUGGAGAAUGACAAUAUACCUAUAGCAAUUCAGGAGACAGGGUGAUCAGAGGUGGGAAGUGCUGAUUUAUUUAUGUAUGUAUACUCACAUGUGUACUUAUCAUAUAGGUGAGUUCUAUGGAUAGAAGUACAAGUGAGUUAAACAACAAGGUAUGUGACUUGCAUCAACAAGAACAACUCUUAAUUAUUUAAUUAUACCCAUAAGGGACUGCCCAUUACUUACAGGGAGGAGGGCUGGUGCAACAGUCGGUAUGUCAUGUUUGUUUUUUCCUUGGAACCCGUAUUUGUAAGGUAAAGAUUUUUGCCCCCCCCGUCCCCAUGUCUCCCCAGCUACAUAUAUUUGAUACUGUGUAUAUGGUUAAAUAUACAAUGUACCUGAGGACGGUAGGACUGAUGAUUCCAAAUAUUGGGCCAGUUUUUUUAAAUAAAUAUUAAUUGGGUUGUUUACUGAUAUUUUGGUUACCCCUUUAAGUUGAAUUGAGUCAUUUACUUUAUUAGAUUGCAAAGAAGAAAUCCAAGAAAGAAAAUAUAUUUCCCUUUUCCCUUGUUGAGAAGAGACUACAAUCUCCAACAACCCUCUCUGAGAAAGGUGACAUAAGUGGCCCAAAAAGAACUGCCAACAGAAAGAAAGAUGAGACUAGACGGGCAGCUAUGGAAAUCCAUGGAGGAAGCCAAAACAACAUGAAGCCAGCCUAUGAUGGGCUUUUUGCAACUGUUAUAGCAGGUGCUCCUGUAGAUCAACUAAGGAAGAUGUGUUCAGUUUCCCCUGUUUUGAAAGAAAGAGUUAUUCCUAAUAUUGCAAAUGAAAAUGUAAAGGAAUUUGAAAGCAGUGAUGUUAAUUUUGUCAGAAGUGUAAAUGUAUUGUAUAAAGAUGGUCUUGUCAGCAAAGCUAAGUAUAACAGCAUCAGGUUAUCUUCGAGUAUGACCAGCGAUGAAGACAAUACAGGGAAAAAACAUGUUAAAUUUAUAAAGAGUUGCCUAAUUCCCAAACUCAUGCCUUACAAGGAAUUGAUGGCUAAGGUAAAUGCCAUUAACAUUGGCACCUUACAUGAUGUGAGAGAAACCCUGUGUGAUGGUUUGGAUGAUUCAGACAAAGUAGAUGGGAAGUAUAGAAAUCUCACUGAAUUGCUUUUGAGACUAGCUCAGUUCUACUUAGAAGUUAAUAAGCACCGUGUUGAUAAACUUAACUGGUUUGGCAAGGGGGUGGGAUCUUUUAAGGUUGCCAUAGGGGGGUAUGGGGCCCCCUUUGGCAAAGAUGACACAGCCUUAAGCUGGUUAGUGAGCUUUCUUAAUUGUGGUCCCAGAAUUUGCAGCCACGAAGAAAAUUUUCUUUUUAUAGGAGCAAACUGUAAAGAGGAUUGUGAACCCAUCAGACGCUAUGUGUGUAAGUUAGCUAACGAAAUGAAUGAAGUAGAGAAGAAAACCUUCCCUGUAAAUGUUGAUGGCAAGGACAUCACAGUAUCAUUCUCUUUUGAAAUGUUCCCGAACAACAUGAAAUACUUAGCAUUUCUCGCCGGUGAACUUUCCAAUUCUGCAAAAUAUUUCUCGUCAUUCGCUAACAUCAACAAAGAUGAUAUUGGUGAUGUUACUGCCACUUUUGGGGUUAAAACCUCAAACAAAUGGCAACCUUGGGGUUAUGCACAGAGAAUUGCAGUAGCAGGUGCUGUAGCUAAAAAGAAAGAAGAGCUUGGCAGUUCCGGUUCGCACCUCAAGCCAGCUACCAUUAGACAGAAGGUAACCUCAUUCAUUGCACAAAAAAAGUCUCGACAGGAAUUCCUCCCCUUGCUAGGUAAAGCAAUUGACAAAGUUAAGGUGGAACCCUUGCAUGUCAAAAACAAUGGAUGGCAACAGUGGUAUUCAACUGUCUUGAAAUAUGUGUUAGCACGUACCAAUGUAAGUAGCUGUGAGAGUGUCAAUGACACUCCUGCCUCAAGCUGCUUUAAACGGCAUUACGAAACAGUAAGGUUUACCCUAAAGGCCGGAAGACUUGCUAAAAAGGUGAGGAAGUGGUUAUGUGACGGCCGUUUGAAAAACAAGGACCUUGAGUACAGGUUCACAGGGAAAGAAUCCUUGAUAAUGUGUCAUUAA
This is a messenger RNA of Porites evermanni, 2287 nucleotides long. The record is from the annotation of a GenBank genome assembly. NCBI's taxonomy places the organism in Eukaryota, Metazoa, Cnidaria, Anthozoa, Scleractinia, Poritidae.